ACUGUUAGCGUUAGUGUAUCUGUACACAUUAAAGAGAGAAGAAGAUAUACUGUGGAUAUAAGUAGUAAGCUGAAAACAAGAAGAGGUGUUAUAGGUAGUUACUUGAAGAGCAAUUCAUAAUUAAAGGUUACAGAGUGGGUAAAUAGUGUGGUGAUGAUGGACUGGGUCAAGACUGUGUGUUUAGUGUUCUGGGCUUUUACAUUCAGCUCUGCAGCAGAUGAUUAUAAGGAGCAAGCACUGAAACUGAUGGCUGAAACUCCGCUUAUAGAUGGGCACAAUGACCUUCCCUGGCAGAUGAGGAGUUUGUUUAAUAAUCAGCUCAACAUGGUGGACUUGUACAAGCUAAACACCACACACACCAACAUUCCAAAAAUCAAAGAAGGGCGCCUCUCAGCACAGUUCUGGGCAGCUUUCGUACCGUGUGAUACCCAGUACAAAGAUGCAGUCAGACAGACCUUGGAGCAGAUUGAUGUAGUCCACAGGAUGUGUCAGAAAUACCCAGAUGUUUUUAAAUUUGCUGCUAGCAGUCAAGAUAUAAUGGACGCCUUUGAACAGAAUAAGACAGCAAGUCUGAUUGGGGUAGAAGGUGGACAUUCGAUUGACAGCAGUUUGGGUACUCUGCGUACCAUGUAUCAUCUGGGCGUCCGCUACCUCACUCUCACACACAGUUGUACCACACCAUGGGUAGACAACUGGCUGGUGGACACGGGAUCUGAGCCUGAAGUGCAUGGUGGUUUGUCUGAGUUUGGCAAGCAAGUGGUGCGGGAAAUGAACCGCAUUGGAAUGCUGAUUGACCUGUCUCACGUGUCUGAGAAAGUCAUGAAUCAAGUGCUGGACAUCUCUGAAGCUCCCAUUAUCUUCAGCCACUCUUCUGCCUACAGCAUCUGUAAUCACAAGAGAAAUGUUCCUGAUGAUGUUCUUUUGAGAGUGAGAGAAAAGCAAGGGAUUGUAAUGAUAAAUUUUUAUAAUGACUACGUAACCUGCCAGGAUGCUGCAAACAUCUCAGAUGUGGCCGAUCACUUUGACCAUAUCAAGAAAGUGGCUGAUGCUAGUAUCAUUGGAUUUGGAGGAGAUUAUGAUGGUGUGCCAAGGGUGCCAGAUGGUCUAGAAGAUGUAUCAAAGUACCCAGACCUGGUGGCUGAACUUCUUAGACGUAAAUGGACAGAGGAUGAGAUUAGAGAUGCUCUGGGACGGAACCUGCUGAGAGUAUUUAGAGAGGUGGAAGCGGUAAGAGAUCGCAUGAACGCAAUCAAGCCAGAUGAUAAACCCAUACCUCUUAAAGAAGUCCAAAAUCCCUGCAGGACAGACUAUGGUUAUCAAGUUAAAUCCAGUUCAGCAUCCAUACAGGUUUUCUGUCCACUAUUGAUUUUUACACUACUAAACAAGUUAUUAUAAUCAGCCCCUCAGUGGACUGUCUAGUUCUGUAGUACUGUUUUGGGGUAUGCAAAUGAUCUUUGACAAAGAGAUAUAGGCAUUAUGCAAUGACUAAAAACAUAUGUGCCCUGCUUCUAUAUGUGCCCUGUUAGAUUUGAUCAUUUUCUUUAUUUGAAUAAUGCCACUGAUCAUUCUGAACAAAAGGAUCACUGAAUGUUCCUCACUCACAUUUGCUUAUUGUCUUCAAAAGACUGUAUCGCACGCUGAUGUAUAUGAUCACAGUAGUUAUUGUGUGUUGACAACAUCCAGAGUGUGUCAGUCUUGUGCUGUGAAAAAAAUCAAUCCAAAAGCUCCACCUAGUGGACACACUGUUGAAUAUUCGGAUAUAUUGAAGUCUUCUUGCAUAACAUAAUUCUCUAUAUGACCUUGUUGAUAACAAUGACAAAGCUGAUUAUUACAUUGUAUUGCCUCUUAUUUCUGUUAUCUAACCUUUAUAAAACUUAUCAUUUUCAUGUUAUCAUUCUCAUUCAUCAUGUUUGCUUUAUAGCUGUAUGUACUACAAUCUUUACAUCAUUAAAUGGAUAUUCUAAUAUAAAAUGCCUAACUCUGUGGAUACCAAUAAAGGUGCUAAGUGUAGCUAGAAAAUAUAAUUACUCUAAAAGAUAAAUUAGCCCAUUGGUUUAGGGGCCUAUAGGAAAGAUUAAAAUAAAUCACAGUAAUACAAUAUAUAAAAAUUAUAUUCAUAAUAAACUAAACCAAAUACAUUAAAUGUUGGCAUGGAGACACGAUGCCUCAGAAUAUAAGACUUCUAAUAAAUACUGUAGAGAAUAUAUAUAAAUUUGAAAGUAAAAGUUAUAUUCAAAGGCUAUGUGGUAUAUAUUCUAUACUGUAAUACUGAUGCUGUAUUGUAAGUCUGUUUUUAUGCUGACACCUGUGAAGAUUUUAGUCAAUGACCUGUCCUCUAAAAUUUCAGAUACCUUUAUUAUUUUGUUUGUGCUUGAUAUUUUUUGUUGGAUAAAUGU
This is a messenger RNA of Labeo rohita (rohu), 2396 nucleotides long. RefSeq names its product dipeptidase 1 (gene dpep1). Lineage: Eukaryota; Metazoa; Chordata; Actinopteri; Cypriniformes; Cyprinidae. Bases 154 to 1395 code for a protein of 413 amino acids. Gene Ontology annotation, biological process: proteolysis. The transcript is spliced from 10 exons. Gene Ontology annotation, molecular function: metallodipeptidase activity. The record is from RefSeq and is a predicted model, not a curated record.